AUGGAACUUUUGGGCAAUUACUUAGAUUCUUUGGAAGUAUUACAGGGAAGAACGUUUUUUAAUACUAGUGGAGGACGUGUAGGUCGUGGUCCGAACAAUGCGAGGUCUGGAGAUAUCCUUUGUAUAUUCCAUUUGGGGCGGCCGUUGUACGUUCUCCGGUACAAGGCCAAGUCAGGACUUGCAAAAUUCGUUGGAGAUGCUUAUGUCUAUGGGCUAAUGAACUUAGAGAAACUGCCUCUAAAUGUAAGGGGCAAGGACGAAAUAUUCGUUAUAGGAUGA
Messenger RNA from Hyaloscypha bicolor E, 279 nucleotides. RefSeq lists its product as uncharacterized. Bases 1 to 279 code for a protein of 92 amino acids. NCBI's taxonomy places the organism in Eukaryota, Fungi, Ascomycota, Leotiomycetes, Helotiales, Hyaloscyphaceae. The record is from RefSeq and is a predicted model, not a curated record. The transcript has a single exon.